Molecule: messenger RNA, 564 nt
Organism: Cornus florida
Lineage: Eukaryota; Viridiplantae; Streptophyta; Magnoliopsida; Cornales; Cornaceae
Product: ankyrin repeat-containing protein ITN1-like
Exons: 1
Coding region: 1-564 (187 amino acids)
Source: RefSeq, a predicted model, not a curated record
AUGGUAUUUAGUAUGGAACACGAGAACUUGGUAAUAGAAGGAGAGAAAUGGACGAAAGACGCUGUCAAUUCAUGCAUAGUUACUGCAACACUCAUUGCCACUGUCGUAUUUGCAGCAGCUCUUACUGUACUAGGCGGCUACAAGGAUGAUGGUCAUCCAAUUUUUUCCACCGAACAAGCCUUCACAAUCUUUGCUGCUUUGGAUGCAAUCUCUCUGUUUACAUCCACAGCUUCCGUGUUACUGUUCUUGUCCAUCCUUACCUCGCGCUAUGCAGAAAAUGAUUUUCUUUAUGUUCUGCCCAAAAGGUUAAUUAUCGGUCUUGUUACCAUGUUCCUCUCAAUAACAUCCAUGAUGAUAGCCUUCAGUGCCACGCUAUAUCUCGUGUCUGGUAAGGAAAAUCCAUGGAUCAUUUUUCCAGUGGCUGUAUCGGCUUGUCUACUGGUCACCCUGUUUGUGUCCUUACAAUUCCCCCUACUCGUGGAUGCAGUGUCUUCCGCAUAUGGCACCGGCAUUUUCGGAAAGCAAAGAAAUCGUCCCUUCUACACAGGUUACAAAACAAGCUGA